Messenger RNA from Lindgomyces ingoldianus, 1119 nucleotides. RefSeq lists its product as uncharacterized. NCBI's taxonomy places the organism in Eukaryota, Fungi, Ascomycota, Dothideomycetes, Pleosporales, Lindgomycetaceae. The transcript has a single exon. The annotation marks the transcript as partial. The record is from RefSeq and is a predicted model, not a curated record.
GAUGGCUCCAGUCUAAAAAGCUUUGAGACAUGCGCUUCUUCUUCUUCUUCGUCAUCUAGUAGCCAUCUGGAGAAACUCAAAAUUGGCUGGAAUAGAAUUCGAAGGAAACCGCUUCCAAGGUACAUGCAAGGCUCAAUCAGGAGACACCCUGCAGCAGACAUUCACCCAACCCGUAUCAGUCGCGGAGUAUGGAAGGAUCAACUGCUAGUAGACCGGUCCCUGCGAGGGAUGGCUGCACUUACGACCGCCUUCGCCGUUGCGAUGAUUAUUGUUAUUGCGACCAACCUGAAGCCGUUUCACAACCGACUAAAUAAGUUCACCAGUUCCGUUGGAGGCCAGACGAGAGAUUGCACAUCAGUCACACAUACCAAUACUGCGUUGCUUCUCGUUAUUAAUGUAGCAGCCACGAUGAUAUUGGGCAUGUCCAAUACUUAUCAGCAACUGGUCACAUCAUUAACCAUAGAUGAUCUGAAGCACAUGCUUCAAAAGUUCGGAGAUUCAAGAGUCGGGACAAAUUCACCGUUUAACAUAAACCAUAAACGAGAAGGAAAAAUAAAAUCUUGGUCGGCCUGGUUUUUGCUCAUCUGUACCUCCCUGCCCAUCCACUUCCUGGCCAACUCUCUCAUCGGGCCAAGCUAUAUUCUAGAGCCUCCGAUUUCGAUAGAAUUCAACGAAACGACUUUUAAAGGUCUUACUGGAACCUACUCAUAUGGCGGCUCAGACUAUAUUUCAAAUCCGGGUUCCUUCGUUUGCUGGAGUGCCUUUAGGACAGGACAAGCCCACUUUCCAGUGUCACUUAUGGUCCUUGGAGAAGACGACAGUACUAGCUACAGUUCUGAAAUUAGUGAAUUUAAUAGGCAGCACUCCAGGAUGAUCGUGAAUUACGACAAAAGAAACUGCACGGGCCUCGCAAAGACAGCUACCGAUGUCAGGGCGCUUGAAGCUUCAUGGACCUAUAACCUGUAUUAUGAUCGCAUCGUCUAUCGGGAUGGUCAUUGUAUAAUGGGUAGCUCGGUGACUUGCACGCUCCUCGACUCGAAACCUACACUAUGCCGUUUAAACGUACGGAUGAAUGCUGCAUUUAUUCUCGCUGCGGGCCUAUCGGUAAAAGCCAUUUAC